Molecule: messenger RNA, 3658 nt
Organism: Armigeres subalbatus
Lineage: Eukaryota; Metazoa; Arthropoda; Insecta; Diptera; Culicidae
Gene: Nep2
Product: neprilysin-2
Exons: 8
Coding region: 859-3000 (713 amino acids)
Biological process (GO): protein processing
Cellular component (GO): plasma membrane
Molecular function (GO): metalloendopeptidase activity
Source: RefSeq, a predicted model, not a curated record
GACAUUUUCACGUUCGCGGUCAUUUCAAGUAAAUUGCGUCUUUCGGCAUAAAAAUAUCAAUAAACCAUACAUCCCGGAGCAAUUAGCAGCAAUUGUGUUGUGUCGUGCCGGUAGUAAAUCGGAUAAAUGCGAAGCGGCAAACAAAGUGCACCCUUUGCCGUUUGGCGUUAUUCCUUCCCGUGUAGAUCGUGUUGGCAGUGAAUUCCAUCGAAGCUAUAUAAGUGAUGUCCCUUCGUCGUCGGUGCAAUUGAAUCUUCACGUAUGUCGCAUCGAAUCGCGUCAGUCUAAUCAAAUUGCUGCCGUAAAUCUCGUUCGGAAGAGGGACUCUCACGAUUCUAUAACAGCAACGCGGUGACGACGCUGCUGGUGGCUACUGCGUCUGACUAUUUAUGAGCGGCAUAGUUGAACCUGUUUGUUUAGCAACCUGAUUUGCGAGGGUCAAUUGGUGCCGCACUACACAAGGGGUCAAUCUAAUAAAUCGAAGACGGACGAGAAACAAAUUUAUUGAAUAAGCACCAGUCGUAAACAAGACAUUAUCAAUUAGCACUGCUUGCUCUGCGCGAUAAUAUAAGAAUCCGUGUUUGUUGAAAGUGUUUAUUUAUUGAUUACGUGUAUACCUACUUGCCGCUAAUACGCUUUUUGUGAUCGCAGUGACAAUAGUGAAGGAAUCCCAGCUGGUGGAGACGUCGGACGGCGCUUGAAAAAGUGCUCACAUUAGUUAGCAUCGUAUGCGCAAUCGCUGUCCUGGCACUACUGAUCUCACUCAUUUCGGUGCUGCUCAGCGAUCGGAUACAGGAACCGGAUAACGGUUCGUCACAGUCACCGCAGGCGCUGACCGGUUCUCGGCGGGGCAAAAACAUGAGAGUCAACUCCAAUGAUUCGAAGGAUGGCAGCGAUCUCUGCCUUUCGCCAGGAUGCAUCCAUUCAGCAUCGAAAGCAUUGGAUCAAAUGGACACCAGUGUGGAACCGUGUGACGAUUUCUACAACUACGCUUGCGGUAAUUUCCUCAAGGAAACCAAUAUUCCGGAUGAGAAGGUGUCGGUUAACACCUUCUCGGUGAUUGGAGAUCGGCUGCAGGAGCAGCUACGUUCGCUCGUAAGUGAUGACAUUGACGAGAAUGAGGCCACUCCGUUCAAGCUGGCCAAGAACAUGUACAAGCUGUGCAUGAACAAGACGAGGAUCGAGGAAAAGGGCAUCAAGCCAUUACUGGACAUUUUGGACUCCCUAGGAGGGUGGCCUGUUUUGAGCGGCGACAAUUGGAAUGCGGAUUCUUCUUGGUCCUGGACCAAAUCAGUGAAAGACUUCCGCCUGAAGGGCUACAGUACCGAUUAUUUCUUCGACUUUUCGGUUGGAACGGAUUUGAAAAACUCGACCCGUAGGAUUAUCGACCACGCAAAUGCGCAUACGACACCCCCCAUUGCAUGGCAACGUAGCUUACAUACGGAUCAAGCUGCCCUUGGCAUAAGUCGCGAGUAUCUAGUGAAGGGCAUGGAAAAUCCGAUCGUGUCUGCUUACUACAGCUACAUGGUUGACAUGGCGGUACUAUUCGGAGCAGAAGAAGAACGCGCCAAACGAGAACUGAUGGACUCGCUGAACUUCGAAAUCGCUCUGGCUAACAUUUCGCUGCCAAAUGAAAAACGUCGUAAUGCGACUGCCCUCUACAAUCCCAUGACCGUGAAAGAUUUCCAGCACAAAUAUCCGUACACCGAUUGGGUCGAAUACUUCAACGUUAUUCUGAAGGAUACGGACAUCGUGAUUGAUGAGAACGAAGUCAUCAUUGUCAGCGUACCGAGCUUCAUGGAACAAUUGGGGCCACUGCUGCAGAACACCCCCAAGCGAACUAUGGCUAAUUACGUGAUGUGGCGCGUCAGUGGAUUCUCUUCAUUCUUCCUCACAGAGAAACUGCGAAAGCGGCAGUUGCAGUACAGUACAGCACUCAGUGGCAAACAAGAACAGGAACCUCGCUGGAAAGAAUGCGUGGACAUCACAUCAGGAAGCCUUCCAAUCUCAGUGGGGGCUCUCUACAUUAGAAAAUAUUUCAAGGAAGAUUCCAAGCGCGCAGCUCUAGAUAUGGUGGACGGAAUCAAAAGUGUAUUUGUGGACAUUUUGAAGAAGGUAGAUUGGAUGGACGAAAUAACUAGAAAAUCUGCCCUUGAUAAGGUUGACUCGAUGGUUACUCACAUCGGUUAUCCAGAUGAACUGAUGGAUGACAACAAAAUUGCUGACUACUACAAGGAUUUGAAAUUCAAACCGGAAGAUAACUAUCUGAACACAAUUUUAUACAUGAACCAGUUUGGAACUACCAAAGCGUUCAAGAAGCUUCGACAGGCUGUCAACAAAACCGACUGGAUUACCCAUUCUAGACCAGCUGUUGUCAAUGCAUUCUAUUCAUCUAUUGAAAACAGUAUUCAGUUCCCAGCCGGUAUCUUACAGGGCCAGUUCUUCUCGUACGACCGACCAAAGUACAUGAACUAUGGAGCAAUUGGAUUCGUGAUUGGACACGAAAUUACUCAUGGAUUCGAUGACCAGGGGCGACAGUUUGACAAAAACGGAAACCUUGUGGACUGGUGGCAAUCCGAUACCAAGAAAGCCUAUUUGGAGAAGGCUCGCUGCAUCAUUGAACAGUACGGCAACUACACGGAACCGAAUGUGAAGCUUAAUUUGAACGGUAUCAACACCCAGGGCGAAAACAUUGCGGACAACGGCGGCAUCAAGGAAGCUUACUACGCCUACAAAAAAUGGACUGAGAAGCAUGGUCCGGAAUCACGUCUGCCUGGGCUGGAUCUCACACCAGAGCAGAUGUUCUGGCUAUCUGCAGCUCAAACUUGGUGCUCAGUGUAUCGACCGGAAACCAUGAAGAUGCGCAUUACCACCGGAGUGCAUUCUCCGGGUCAGUUCCGAGUACUUGGACCAAUGAGCAAUAUGGUUGAGUUCGCGAAGGAUUUCAACUGCCCGGUCGGAUCGCCAAUGAAUCCAGCACAAAAAUGUGAGGUCUGGUGAAUCACAUUUAAUUCAAAUUCUUUCUUAAAUCCUUCCAAUGUUUCAAAGCGCGAAACAAUGUCUGCAAUCUCUUCCUUAUCUGCUAUUUAACACCGUUACAAAUUAUCUCUCCUUUCGACUGUUCUAAACGGACAAAAGUGAUAUCGUAGGAACCCUCAGUCAUAUUGAUUAUUCAUUUGUUGAAACGUACUUAUAAUUUCAACUAUUGAAAUUGAAUUUUAAAAGGAACAUUUUACUUAAGUAUCAUUACUUAAGUGAGAAAACUAUAAUAUUUAUUCUAACUGAACAUAUCAACCGAAUAUCGGUUGAUUUUAAAUGAAACUAUGGAAAACAUACACAAAUACGACAUAAUAGAAAUAAAAAAAAACUUAUAAACAAAUGCAAAAACAGAAUCAAUUGUUCGUCUGGCUUAGAACAAAAGAAACAAAGUAAAACGGUGCGCAAUGUAUGUGUGUAAAUAUGUCCGACAUAAUGCUUCAAAGCCAUUUUAACUUAUGUAUUGUCUUUCUGAUCAUUCGUGUCCGGAUUUUGAACCACGUGUAAUGUACUUCUCGUUAUAUGAAAGUUAAAGCGUAACGAAAUUUGUUGUUUGUAUUUUUGUAUUAGCGUAAGGUUUUACUGUAACACUGUGUCAUGAAAUAGAAUGUUUUCUAUUAUA